UCUUCUGCGCUUCAGUAGUGACGAUCUUAGGAAAGAAAGACGAAGAUGGAGCGCCUUCUGUGUCUCUCCAGUUCGUCGCCUACUUCAGUUCUACGAGUCACCGAAACGGCUCCGCGUUUCACCGGCUCGCCGAUCUCUUCCCCUUCCGCGUCGAGGCCUAAUCUCUCCGUGAGCUGCAGAGGGAGAUUCGGCGACGCCCCUCUCGACAGCUCGUCGGCUCGCGGUGUCCUCGGCGUCGAGCCCAUCUGCUCCGCUGCCGAGCUCAAAGCCGCUUUCCGAGCCAAAGUGAAGCAGUACCAUCCUGACGUGAACAGAGAUGGUGAUUCUGAUGCGAUGAUUCGGCUCGUGAUUCAAGCUUACGAGAUGCUAUCCGACUGCAGCCGGUCUGAAAUCAUUGAGAGCGAAUGCCUGGAUCCUUUUGAUGAACCAGAAUGUGAAGCACUUGAUCUGUUUGUGAAUGAGCUUCUUUGUGCCGGCAAAGGGUGUCCGUCCUCAUGUGUCAAAGCAGCCCCACAUGCUUUUACAUUUGCUACAUCUGCAGGAACUGCUCGUGCAACUUCCCAAGGAAAUGGUGAUGACUAUCAGGUGCACCUUGCUGUUGGCCAGUGCCCCAGUAAUUGCAUUCAUUAUGCGACUCCUUCUCAGAGAAUUAUCCUAGAAGAAUUACUUGACAGCAUCUUGGACGUGCCUUAUGAUACUUCUGCUGAGGCAGAUCUGCUAUACUCUUUAAUUGUGAAAGCCAAGUUCGAGAAUAAUCGGUUCCGGAAGCCAAAGAAGCAGCCGAAGAGUUCAACCAAACAUGUAGAUUGGUACUGAAAUGUGAAGCGCAACUGAUUGUAUUGCAGUAACAGCAAUGAUGCGUUACUCCAUUCAAGGACUGCAAGCUGAUGCUACCAUGGAUAUGGUUGUCAAUAAUCAAUAUAGGUGGUACUAGACGAUAGAACCUCAUCACCCGAGCCAGCGCAAAUUAGUUCUGCAAUCAUUCUUUCAAGGAUAAUCUGGUUUUUGCAUGCAUUUUGUAGGAUUUCAUUGUAUAGCUUCUUAAUCAUUGUACCGAUAGAGAUAUACCUAUGUACAUCAAUGCAGAAGAGUUCGGAAAA
Rhodamnia argentea is the source of this 1100-nucleotide messenger RNA. RefSeq lists its product as uncharacterized. The transcript is spliced from 7 exons. The record is from RefSeq and is a predicted model, not a curated record. NCBI's taxonomy places the organism in Eukaryota, Viridiplantae, Streptophyta, Magnoliopsida, Myrtales, Myrtaceae. The coding region runs from base 46 to 816 and encodes 256 amino acids.